CUCCUCCGCCUCGUCCCAAGAUGGCGGCCUCAGCAAAGAAGAAGAACAAGAAGGGCAAGACUCUCACCCUGACGGAUUUCCUGGCUGAGGAUGGUGGCGGCGGCGGGGGCCCAACCUACAUCCCCAAACCCGUCAGCUGGGCCGACGAGACAGAUGACCUGGAAGGGGAUGUUUCCACCACCUGGCACAGUAACGACGACGACGUGUACCGGGCCCCUCCGAUCGACCGCUCACUGCUGCCCACCGCGCCCCGCGCCGCCCGGGAGCCCAACAUCGACAGAAGCCGCCUGCCCAAAUCGCCGCCCUACACCGCCUUCCUGGGCAACCUGCCCUACGACGUCACCGAGGAGUCCAUCAAGGACUUCUUCCGAGGACUCAACAUCAGCGCCGUGCGCCUGCCGCGGGAACCCACCAACCCCGAGAGGUUGAAAGGCUUCGGUUACGCCGAGUUUGAAGACAUCGACUCCUUGUUCCAGGCUCUCAGCCUCAACGAAGAGUCCCUGGGCAACAGGAGGAUACGGGUGGACGUUGCAGACCAAGCUCAGGAUAAAGACCGGGACGAUCGCUGCUUCGGCAGAGACCGGGAUCGCUUCCGGGACUCAGAGAGGUUCGAGAGCGACUGGAGGGCCCGUCCCGCUGCCAGCGAGAGCUUUGAUGAUUACCCACCCCGCCGGGGCGACGACGGCUUCGGAGACAGGUACCGGGAUCGCUAUGACGACCGGUACCGCGACGGCCCGCGGAGGGACAUGGACCGUGGCUUCGGCAGCCGCGACCGCUACGACGACCGCAGCCGAGACUACGACCGAGGCUAUGACUCCCGGCUGGGCAGCGGCAGGAGGGCGUUUGGCAGCGGCUAUCGCCGGGAUGAUGAUUACCGGGGCGGCAGCGACCGCUACGAGGAUCGCUACGAGCGGCGGGACGACCGCCUGGACCGCUGGAACUCCCGCGACGACUAUGGCCGGGAUGAUUUCCGCCGUGAGGACAGAGGUCCCACUCAGAGGCCGAAGCUGAACCUGAAGCCCCGGAGUGCGCCCAAGGAGGAGGAGGCCACGGUGACCCCCGCGCCACAGUCCAGCCGGGCCGCCUCCAUCUUUGGUGAGGCCAAACCCGUGGACACGGCUGCCCGGGAGCGGGAGGUGGAGGAGAGGCUGCAGAAGGAGCAGGAGAAGCUGCAGCGUCAGCUGGAGGAUGACAAGAGGAUAGAGAGACGGCCCCGAGAGAGGCAUCCGAGCUGGCGCAGCGAGGAGAACCAGGAGCGGUCCCGGACAGGCAGCGAGUCCUCGCAGACCGGCACCUCGGGGCCCCCUGGAACCUCCGUGGGAACUGGCCCCACAGGCAGGACAGCCACGCGGCGGCGGGAGAGUGAGAAGUCCCUGGAGAACGAGCCGGUGCCCAAGGACGACGAUGUGCCGGCAUCGCCGCCGCGGCCCCGCGACGAGAAACAGGCGCCCAAGGUGGUUCCGGCACCGCCGCCCAAGGAGAACGCCUGGGCCAAGCGCAGCAGCCUCCCCCCUGCCCGCAGCGAGCCCGAGCAGCACUCCCCUCCCAGCAGCACCCCCUCGGCUCCCAGCCCCCCCCUGGAAGACGGGGCCCCCCCGAAGAACACCCCCCGCAGAGGAGAGGAGAACAAGCCCGAGGGCAGCUCCAAGGGCCGCAGCGGGAGCAACGGCCGCGGCCCCCCUGAGUCGGAGAGGAAGGAGAGCAGGAAGGAGCCGGAUACCCGCGCUGCCUCUGAGCCAAAGAGACUGGAGGAGAACCCCCCCUCCUUCAGCCACGCCAGCAAGUACGCGGCACUGGCGAUGGAUGGUGAGGAUGAGGGGGAUGAUGAAGAAGGAGCCGAGUAGCCCCCACCCUUGCACCGUGGGCACCGCGCUGCGUCCCCCUCCCCCCCCGGCAGCCUUCAGGGGGGGCUGAUUGUGGAGAAUUACAACCCAAACUCUACAGCUGAGAGAAAUAAACCUUCCCCAGCCCCCCCCACCCCAGCCCCGGCCCCUCUCAGGCAGGGCAAAAGACCCGUGUGCCUGGGGGGGGCACGGCCAUGGGACAGGGUGGAGCCUUCCUCCUCCUCCCACACCUCCCUCCCAGCUCGAGGGCUGGGCUGGGUCUCCAGGGGGAGGGAUGCUGGUCCGUGCACACCCCACCCCCCUCCCGGGGCACCUUCCUCCCUCUCCAUCCCCCACAGCUGCUCCCCACUGUCCCCUGCCCUCCCCCGGGCCCUAAGGCCGAGUUCUUUAGGGCUUGUGGCAGUGAAGGCUUAAAAUCCUAACACCUCCCCCGCACACUUUGUGGGGAGAGGAGGAGGAAAGGACCCCUCCCCUGCAUCUCCCGGUGAGGUUUGUGGGGGGGGAAUGGCUGCAGAUGGCCCCGAGGGGUUGGGGAUUUGGGGGAGGGGCCACAGGAGCUCCCUCAGCCAGUGCCCCCCCUCAGGCUCGGGAGGGUUUUGAUUUCCUCCAAUAAAACUGAUGUUGAAAAGA
Messenger RNA from Colius striatus (speckled mousebird), 2474 nucleotides. It is a transcript of the gene EIF4B, whose product is annotated as eukaryotic translation initiation factor 4B. The coding region runs from base 21 to 1844 and encodes 607 amino acids. Gene Ontology annotation, molecular function: RNA binding. NCBI's taxonomy places the organism in Eukaryota, Metazoa, Chordata, Aves, Coliiformes, Coliidae. The transcript is spliced from 15 exons. The record is from RefSeq and is a predicted model, not a curated record.